Spodoptera littoralis (African cotton leafworm) is the source of this 1173-nucleotide messenger RNA. NCBI's taxonomy places the organism in Eukaryota, Metazoa, Arthropoda, Insecta, Lepidoptera, Noctuidae. The record is from the annotation of a GenBank genome assembly.
AUGUGGAAGAAAUGGAUAGACAACAAGAGUUUAGGUGGGCAGGAGCGUCUGAGUACAAUAAUGCAGUGUCUACUACUGCGGCGCACCAAGCAACAACUGGUCCAGCGCGGACAGCUCGCCUGUCUGCCGCAGCGGACCGCGCAUACCAGGACUGUCACACUCAAACCGCAGGAGAUGAAUGUCUAUCAGAAGGUGCUAGUGUUCUCUAAGACACUAUUCGCUCAGUUCCUACACCAGCGCGCUGAGAAGAACUCGGACGCGCAAGGAUUUACCUCGGCCGGGAACAGCGCGUACCACAAGAUGCAUAAGAAAAUGAUCGCCCUACAAGGAGCGAAACCAGUAAAGUCUCACGAGAUCUUGGUCCUCCUACUGCGCCUGCGCCAAGUAUGUUGUCACUGCGGCCUCAUCGCCGCCAUGUUGGACGAGGACAGCACCGCCGACGUACAGGAGGACCCCGCCGGACAGGAUCUAUUGGCUGAGCUCAAUAAACUGUCUAUUGAAGAUUCCAGUUCUAGGAGAAAGAGUAAAAAAUCCGACGACGAAGAUGAAGAAGGCCCCCCACAAGAAGGUACUACAGCGGCGGAAGCAAUCCGUUCAGUACUAUCUCCCAACAACCCGGUGUUUGAACUCAGCAACCCUUCCUCCAAGAUCAAAGCCGUCAUGGACUGUCUCAACAAUGAAGUCUUCGUUCAUAAAGGUCACAAAGCAGUGGUAGUAUCCCAGUGGACGUCAGUGCUCCGCCUCGUGGAGGCCCAGCUGGCCGCCGCCCGCGUGCGCUGCGUCACGCUCAGCGGCGCCGUGCCCGUCCCCGCGCGGACACCGCUACUCACUGCCAUCAAUGAUCCUAACUCCGACGUCAAGGUAAUGUUACUCUCACUCUGCGCUGGUGGCGUGGGUUUGAACCUGUGUGGAGCGAACCACUUGUUACUACUGGACCCACACUGGAACCCACAGCUCGAAGAACAGGCGCAGGACCGCAUCUACAGGGUCGGACAGACCAGGGACGUUAAUAUUUAUAGAUUCAUGUGCGUGGAUACGGUGGAGCAAUCAAUCAGAAAGCUGCAGCAAGCCAAACUGGAGUUGGCAGAGAAUGUGCUAACGGGCGCCAAGAAUACCAACAACUCGAAACUUACCAUUGAAGACCUCAAAAUGCUGUUUAACAUGGGCCAAUGA